Molecule: messenger RNA, 1224 nt
Organism: Carica papaya (papaya)
Lineage: Eukaryota; Viridiplantae; Streptophyta; Magnoliopsida; Brassicales; Caricaceae
Product: protein trichome birefringence-like 14
Cellular component (GO): Golgi apparatus
Molecular function (GO): O-acetyltransferase activity
Source: RefSeq, a predicted model, not a curated record
AUGAAAAGAUCAGGAAGACAUUACAAGUCAAUUAGAUUCGUAGAUAUUUGUCUUACAUUCAUUGUUCUUACUGUUACCACCAUAAUCCUUUCUGAUUGGGAGAACAUUACUCCUUUUCUUACUUCUCUCUUCUGGGCUCAAAAUCAAUUCAUCAAACCUUCUUCUCUAUCAUCAAAACCUCAAGAUUGUAACUACUGGAAAGGUAGAUGGGUUGCAGACAACAGAAGACCUUUAUACUCAGGGUUUGGAUGUAAAAGAUGGUUGUCAAGAAACUGGGCAUGUAGACUAACUAAUCGUAUAGAUUUCUCUUAUGAAGGAUACAAAUGGGAGCCAAGUGAAUGUGAAAUGCCAGAUUUUGAUCCAUUUGCAUUCUUGUCAAGGAUGAAGAAUAAAGCAAUUGCUUUUGUUGGAGAUUCAUUGGGUAGACAACAAUUUCAGUCCAUGAUGUGUAUGGUGACUGGUGGAGAAGAUUUUAAUAACUCAGAAGUUAAAAAUGUUGGGGAAGAAUAUGAUCUUGCUUUACCCCCCGGAGCCAUUCGUCCAAAUGGUUGGGCUUAUAGAUUUCCAAUCACCAACACAACUAUUCUCUAUUACUGGUCUGCAACUCUCUCUAAUCUUGAGCAAAUCAACACUACUACAUCACAAAAUCCAGACGUUAAAAUCGCCAUGCAUCUAGAUAAACCUCCAGAUUUCCUCACAAAAUACAUUCAUCAAUUCGACGUACUAGUUCUAAACACUGGUCAUCACUGGAACAAAAGAAAACUACAAAAAAACCACCGGGUAUUUUACGUAAAUGGAUACCCAAAUCAAGAUAAGUCACUAAAUGAUUUUGGGAGAGCUAAGAACUUUACAGUACAUAGUAUUGUUAACUGGGUUGAUGGUGAAAUGAGAUACAAUCCUAAGCUUAAAGCUUUUUUCAGGAGUACCUCUCCUAGACAUUUCUUUAAUGGGGAAUGGAAUACUGGAGGGAGCUGUAAUAAUACUGUUCCAAUGAGUCGAGGAAACCAAGUUUUGCUGGAUGGGUCGAGUGAUGGAGUUGUGGAGAGUGCUGUGAAGGGGACGAAGGUGAAGAUUUUGGAUGUUACAGCUCUUUCUGAGUUGAGAGAUGAAGGUCAUAAAGCUCGGUAUAGUGUGGUUGGAACUUCUGGUGGGUAUGAUUGUUUACAUUGGUGUUUGCCUGGGAUUCCUGAUACCUGGAAUGAAAUAUUAGCAGCUCAGAUGUAA